Molecule: messenger RNA, 837 nt
Organism: Penicillium maclennaniae
Lineage: Eukaryota; Fungi; Ascomycota; Eurotiomycetes; Eurotiales; Aspergillaceae
Product: SAP18 family protein
Exons: 1
Coding region: 1-837 (278 amino acids)
Biological process (GO): negative regulation of DNA-templated transcription
Cellular component (GO): nucleus
Molecular function (GO): transcription factor binding; transcription corepressor activity
Source: RefSeq, a predicted model, not a curated record
AUGGCUGCUCCUUCGCGAGAAGGCUCCAAAGCUCCAAUUGACCGCCAGACCACAACUCCAUUUCAUUUAAAGCUCUUUUACCGAGCCAACAACUACCACAACCUUUCCGACUACAGUAUCCCUGUCCCUCCCCGGCGCGGCGGUCCAGCUAGCGGGCCCAACAGUAUUCGCGGAUCUUCUCCUCCGCCAGCUGCGCCGCUACCCCCUCACCUCGAGAUCUAUACAUGGCAAUCAUGUACGCUACGGGAACUCUCGCAGCUUCUUACUUCCGCGCUGCCUUCAUUACUCCCCGAUCCGCCCAUCGGUACCCGCCUUUGUUUUCGUCUAAUCUAUCCCGACGCUCGCGGUGCGGCAAUUAUGGGCCCCGAUGCGCGCGGUCGAUACGUUAGCAAGGACCUGGGAAGCGUCAUUGUUGCGCCAAGAGACAGUCCAUACCGUAACGAGGAGGACGCAGACGGUCGUGCGGAGCCGCGACCGCGGCCAGGCCCGUUGCGUUUCCAGGGUUCGGAAGCAGACAAGGCGUUGCAAGACGUACGGUUCAUUGUCGGAGAUUACGUUGAGUGCGCCAUUUUGCCUCCUCUUGAGGACGGAUCAGUUGCGCCUGCGCUUCGUGGUGCUUCCGGCCCACCUGGGGCGGGAGGUGGUGGCAUGCGCGCAUUCCGGGAUAAUGGGUUUGGAAGAGGUGGUCGGGGCGGUGCUCGAGGCGGGGAUCGUGGUGGUCUCUCCUAUUCUUCCUCAAGGCGAUUGGAAGCGAGGAGAAAGGCUGCCGGAGGGUGGUGGACGUGGUGGUCGCCGAGGAUGGGCCCCAUAUUAAAGAUUCAACGAAUGUGCAAUUAA